Molecule: messenger RNA, 966 nt
Organism: Dipodomys spectabilis (banner-tailed kangaroo rat)
Lineage: Eukaryota; Metazoa; Chordata; Mammalia; Rodentia; Heteromyidae
Product: olfactory receptor 2AT4-like
Exons: 1
Coding region: 1-966 (321 amino acids)
Biological process (GO): G protein-coupled receptor signaling pathway
Cellular component (GO): membrane
Molecular function (GO): G protein-coupled receptor activity; olfactory receptor activity
Source: RefSeq, a predicted model, not a curated record
AUGGAGACCACAACCUGUAAUGGAUCAGGCGACUCCUGGACCAUCUUCUACCUCACCGGCAUCCCCUCUCUGCCAAAAUCCUUUUUCCUUCCUGUCUUCUUCAUCUUUCUCUUUCUCUACCUGCUCAUCUUGGUGGGCAAUGCCCUGAUCCUGGUGGCAGUGGUGGCAGAGCCCAGUCUCCACAAACCCAUGUACUUCUUCCUCAUUAACCUCUCAGCUUUGGACAUUCUUUUCACCACAACUACAGUCCCCAAGAUGCUGUCCCUGUUCCUGCUUGGAGAUCGAUUCCUCAGUUUCCCUGCCUGCUUCUUGCAGAUGUACCUCUUCCAUAGCUUCUCCUGCUCAGAAGCCUUCAUCCUGGUGGUCAUGUCCUAUGACCGCUAUGUGGCUAUCUGCCGCCCACUGCACUACCCGGUCCAUAUGACCCCACAGACCAAUGCUGCACUGGCAGCCAGUGCCUGGCUCACUGCCCUUCUCCUGCCCAUCCCAGCAGUGGUACAGACCUCCCAGAUGGCCUACAACAACAUUGCUUACAUCUACCACUGCUUCUGUGACCACCUGGCUGUGGUUCAGGCCUCCUGCUCUGACACCACCCCACAGACCCUCAUGGGCUUCUGUAUCGCUAUGGUGGUGUCCUUCCUUCCCCUUCUCCUGGUUUUGCUCUCGUAUGCCCGCAUCCUGGCAUCUGUGCUUCGCAUCAGCUCCCAAGAAGGACGUUCAAAAGCCUUCUCCACCUGUAGCUCCCACCUCCUGGUGGUGGGCACUUACUACUCAUCCAUUGCCAUUGCCUAUGUCUCCUACAGGGCUGACCUGCCUCUCGACUUCCACAUCAUGGGCAAUGUGGUAUAUGCUAUUCUCACACCUGUUCUCAACCCUCUCAUCUACACACUGAGGAACAAGGAUGUCAAGGCAGCCAUCACAAAAAUGGCAUGUCCCCAGGAGCCAAAGAAUGCUGGGAAGCCCUGA